AUGACCUUCCUAACGACCCGAGAAGAGGUGACAGCCUACCUUGAUGACCUACAGAAGAGGCUGGAUAAGGAAGAGGAGGAGGAGGAGGAAGAGGAGGGAGGCAAGUCCACCCAGCUCUCCACCCACCCAGACACCCGCCCUGCAUCCCCACACGUCCUCUCCACGUCCCACAAUCCUCAGCACUCCGCAGGAAACAGCCCCCCCGCUCAGCCCACAGCCCCCCCACAGCCCCAGGACGCCACGCAGCCCCUCCGGAAGGCUGUGGCGGCCUCCAGGGAGUGUCUGGAAGGCCUGGAAGGUGCUCUGGGCUCUGGAAAAGUUGGAGUCGUUAAAAGGCUGUCCGUCAUGGAAGAGAGAUUGACGAAGUUGAAGGAACUACAGCGGAAGGUGGAGGAGGAAGAGAAGAACAUGGACUACAUCACCACCACAUCCGCUGGCCUUGUAGUGGAAGGUGGAGAGGUGAAGGUGGAGGUGGAGAGGCUCGUUGACCAGUGGAGGCUGACGACAGGCAAGCUGGUGGAGAGAAUUGAUGCUACAGAGAGAGCCAUCAAGCAGACCAGGCAGUACGAGGAGGAGGUGUGUGGAUUGAGAUCAUGGCUGUCUGAGGUGGAGGUGUUCCUGAAGGCGGAGGAGGCUGCCUUGGGGGACGUGGAGACCCUGGAGGCACAGAUGGAGCAGUCUAGUGCCCUGCAGGAUGACAUCACCACUCUGCGGUCAAACAUGGAGAACAUCACCACCGCAGGGCUGCAGCUGGUGGAGGAGGCCCGGGCAGGGGAGGAGGAGGAGGAGAAGGGGAAGGAGGAGGAGAAGGAGGAGGAGGAGGGGGAUGUGGAGUUCUCGAGGGCCCUGAAGGAGGAGGUGGAGGCCUUGAAGGAGCGCUGGGAGGCUGUGACGGAGCUGGCAGUGCUGCAGAAUCGGAGUCUGAGGGAGGCACUGGACAGGAGCAGAAAGGUGCACAGUGACAUCCAGAGCCUUGUGGUGUGGCUAGAGGGGCUGCAACACCGCAUCCCGCCCCCCACCACCACCGCCACCACCCUGGAGGACCUCACCACCGCCACCGCCACCCUGCAGGCCCUGAAGGAGGAGGUCACGGCUAAGGGAUCUGACCUCACUGACCUUAAUAAUAUUGGGGAUCAGAUGCUACAGGAGGACUCGGCAGCGACACACGAGGACCUGGCCAAGAGGUUUACGCAGCUCAAUAAGAAGUUCACGGAAUUGGCAGCCAUGGUUGACUCCAGGCACAAGCAGUUCUCGGAAACUUUGAAAGCCUACGAGGAAUUCAAAGGACUGUGCCAAGAGGAGGAGAACUGGCUUAAUGAACUCCAGGUAAAGCUUGCGGGGUCUUCCAACGAGGCUGCAGACGCUGAGGAGAUCUCCGAAACCCUGGAUGAACUUGAAAUAUUCCUGCACAGCCAUAAUGAAAGGCGAUUGGACAAGAUAAGACUGCUGGGGGAGGCCCUGGGGAGUCAGAGUGGCCUGGGGACAGAGGUACAGGCCACGACCUCUGACCUCACCUCUCGCUUCACCUCUCUCAAUGCCCAGGUGGAGGCACAGUUGUUGGAGCAGAAGGCAGUGCUAGACAAGAUGGCCGCCCAGGUGGAGAUGUACAGGUCGGAAGGGAAGGGAGAGGCUGCAGUGAGGCUGGAUGACCAAUUAACUCAUUUGCAGCACAAGUACAAGGAGGUGAAUGGAAAGCUGGACCUGUGCGUUCAGAAGUCCUCGGAAUUUGACGGAAGGUUACAAAAAGCAGGGGAACAGCUGGAGACCCUUGGGGAGAGCGUUGCCCAGCUCCGAGUGCCCUUGGGAGACUGCGAGGCCAUUCAGGGACAGCUCACUCAGUGCCUGACCCUGUACCAGACUCUGAGUGAGGUGAAAGGAGAGGUCGAGGACGUUAUUGCCACAGGUCGCAAGAUGGUGAAGGAAGGUCAGUGUGGCGACCCAGCUGACCUGACCUCAAGACUGGACCAGGUCAAGGCUCUGUACAACCAGCUGGGGGGCGCUGUGACAGAGCACCGGGGGAGCCUGGAGAGGGCUCUUCGCAAUACUCGGAAGGUUACGAAGGAUUGCCAACAGCUGGAGGAGUGGCUGGCGGCAACUGAGGCGGAACUGGACCAGAGGGAGGCUGCAAUCCACUCCAGGAACCUUCAGGCGGAGGUCCACUUUGUCCAGCACGCCCUGGAGGACCUCUCAAGACGCAAGCCACUGUUAGCGGGGGUACGGGAGGGGGUGGCAGGGCUGGUGAGGGAGGCCGGCCCCCUGCCCGCCUUGGAGGAGAGGGUGGCUGACCUGACCUUGACCUGGGAACGAGUCACCACCAGGCUGUCCAAUCGCCUCGUUCAUGUACAGAGUGAGCAGGCUGUGAAGGAGGGGGAGAUGGAAGACUUCAUUAUAGGCCUAGGGGAGGUUAAGGGGUGGGUGGAAAGCAGCGAGGGUCAACUGAGGUCGCUCCAGUCCCUCCCUGAAGAUGAACAGCUCCGGGUGAUCAAGCUGGUGCAGGAGGAGUCUCAGCAGUACCGGGGCCAGCUGGAACAGAUCAGGGUGUCCUCCGAGUCCCUGACCUCCCAGGGUGUGCUGCACCAGGAUAGGGUCGCCCCUGAACUGCAGGACCUUGCCCGCCGCUGUGACGCCAUUGCUGACACCCUGCAGAUGCACACACGUCCUCAGGCAGCCAUCAGUGUUCCUCUCUUUGUCAAGCCUUCAACUCAAUCUGUCACCUCUCACUCAAAUGUUCACUCAACCUCUCGCUCUGAGGGCACGACAGGGGUGACAGGGGACGUGGCAGGGGAUGCACGUCACCCCUGCGAUCCUCCAGGGGGCCGUGCAGGGGAGGUGAGCCCCCUGUUGCCUGCCGGGGGGGGUGAAAUGAGAGAGGUUCAGAAGGAUGUGUCAAUAUUGGCUAGGCAUCCCAGUUCGAGUGUGGGUAAUUUCUCCCCUUGGUUCUCCGCCGUGGGGGGGGCUAUGGGUGAGUGGGCGGAGGAGGAGGAAGAGCAGUCCCCUCCGCCCCUUGUGACCCACUCUGCCGGUGGACUCUCGCCCUCCAUGGUGGAGUUUUUGCGGAAGCAUAACGUGGCUGUGAGGGACACGAGAGACGUCCAGGAGGAAGAGGAAGAGGAGAUUGAAACACUCCCCUCAUUACCACCUUACUUCACACUGCCUAUGCUGUCCGGAGGUGUGGAGGAGUGGAGGAGUGCACCGUUCACCCUUCCGCCACUUCCACAUCCACCACACUCCACCACGCACUCGGAAACACCAUCGCAAAGUACCACAAGUCAAGCAGGUCCCUCCGCGAUGGUGCCAAGUGGUGCCAGGGACGCGGCGAGGGGCACAGGGCCACAGCGGAGUCAGACGAAGAAGGCAGUCCGCUUUGAUGACGUGGAUGAAGUGUACAUGGACGUCCGCAGUGAGGAGGACAGCGUGGAAGACAUCCUAGCCCACAUGGAGGUGGUGGAGGCUGCCGACAUGGAGAGUGGAUCGCUGGUGGAAGUGACAUAUCAAGUGGAGGACUGGAGGAGGAGGCGGAUGGGAAGUGGAUUUGCUCCGCCCGGAUUUGAUGUCUCGGAUUCAGAUUCAGAUGGUGUGUUUGACGAUAUUACCCACUUUACUUAUCCUCUCACAUCCCAGCCUCUCCAAGCCCCCCAGCCUAUCCCAGCACCUCUCCCAGCCUCUCAGCCUAUCCCAGCAGCUCUCCCAGCCUCUCAGCUUAUCCCAGCACCUCUCCCAGCCCCCCAGCCUAUCCCAGCACCUCUCCAGGCCUCCCAGUCUCUCCCAGACCAGUCUUUCCCAGUACAGCCUUUCCCAGCCCAGCCUCUCCCAGUCUCCUCCCAAGCUUUCAUCACUCCCACAGUCACAACACAGGUCACAGCAGCCCUCUCCCAGCCUCUCCCAGCCACACAGCCUCUCCCAGAUACCUCCCAGCCUCUCCCAGCAGAAGAGGACCUAGGAAUUGAGUGUCUGACAGAGGAACGCAUCACAGGUUACAAAAAUAUUGAACGCAGGAGGGAGGAUGUGCUAAAAGGGGCAGGAAUCACUCUUAUCUCCCCGUCCAUGGCCUCUCACACCCUCACACUCCUACCUGGUGCACUGGAGAAGCCCCUGGAGUCGGAUACUGCCGUCCCAGAGCGCAAGAUCUCAACCGCAUCCAUAGAAACUGAUCCGGGCAGAGGAGAGACUGUCGAAGGUUUUGAAAUCGGCAAUGUCUCCCCAGCCUUCGCCACUGCAGGUCAGGUGAGCACCAGCCUGCCGGGGAAGUGGACUGCAGAGGUCGUAAUAAGCCAGGUGAUGGAGGUGUUCGACGAUGCAAGCUCCACAUCUCCACCUGUGGGCAACGGAGGGUGUGUGGAGGAGGAGAUCAAGAGGAAGGUAUCAACCGCUUCAUUGGACGUUGAUCUGACUGAAGGAGAGGUGGUGGCUGUACUGCAGGAGGGGACGCCACCCACCUCCUUUGCCGCAGAGACUCAGGUUCCCGCCACCACGUCCCCAGGGCUGGCCAGUGGUGUGGCGACCUCCAGGGUGGUGCUGGUGGGGCCUGUGGAGGACGUGAAGAUGAAGGAAGAGAAGGAAGCGAAGGAUGAGGAAGAUGCUAGCAAUGUCAAGAACACAAAUGAUCCUGCAGAGGUUUCUAAGGACGUGCAGGAGGUCAGCCAUGUCCUAAGUCCCCCUGGCACGUCCUGGGAGGGCCUAGGAGUCGUCAAGGGGAGGAAGCUCUCCACCGCGUCCCUGGAAGUGGAGGUGCCCGGCGUGGAGGUGGUGGAGAUGACACCUGAGGAGGAGACACGCGUCAGAAGGUUUGCAUGUCUCACGGAAGUCCUGGAGACCCCUGGGGAGUCGUGCCACGCCCUUGUGACCACCGUGGAGGCCGUCACUGGGACCCUCGACAAAGAGCGUUCCGACACGACGCACUCCGACGAACAGACAGACGAAGGCUUACCGUUGGGCUUCGAGGCCUCACACAUGGCUGCCCACACUCCUGCAGCGCCGUCGGUCCUCUCCAGCGACAUACCAAGCCAGACCAGCGACCUGAGUGACCUUGACCCCCAGAACAGCGACCUACGAACCUGUAUAUCCGCUCUUCCGCAGGGCUACACCUUUGCCACCACUGUCGAGGAGAGUGACCGCGUGUCCGAAGCCUUAUCUUAUUACGACAUACAGGACUCGUUGGCUGUGGUGGACCGCUAUGGGGUGGCUGUGACUGUGACAGGGACACUGGGGGAUGCUGGGGUGGAGCAGGAGCGUGGAAUGUCCCCUGUUGGGCUUCGGAUGAGGUCAAAACACUCUUCUCUUUAUGAUUUGCUUGGUUUAGAGAAAGAGGAGAUGGAGCGCAGGGACGAGGAAGGAAGGAAACGAGAGGAGGAGAGGAAAGGUGAUAUGGAAUGGAAGAAAGAGGAGAGGAAGGAAGAAAUGAUUAAACGGAAGAUCAAGGAAGAGAGCAACGACAAGCAGGAGGAAGAGGAGGAAGGAACGAAAGGAGGAGAGAGAAAAGAGGAGGAAAGCGAGAGGAAGAGAAUGAAAAUUGAUGAAAAUCUAAGGAAGGAAGGAGAGGUUGAGACACACAAGAAGAAAGAAGAGGAAGAGGAGGCAAUAGAACGCAGGAAGGAAGAGGAAGAAGAGAAAGAAGAGGCCAUGGAACACAGGAAGGAAGAAGAGGAGGAAGAGAAGGUGACAGAAGCACCACAAACCAUGCAAACCUUCCUUACUGACGUCCAAGAGUUUUCCCAGCAAAGGCCCCUGCAGACCACCACCACCAUCACCACCAAGGGCAAGAUAGAGAAAACGGAUGCUGUAGGACUCACUGGGGGCGCUGCAGUGAGAGAGGGACACUUAGAGGAGAGAGAAACAGGAGAACAAAGGAUGGAAACAAAUCAAACGACUACAAGCAACACAGAAAUAGAGGAAAUUGUGCGGCCAGUCAAAAGGACAUUGAAACAGGACACCAUUGACUUUGAAAGGCUCAGGGACGCCCCUCGGUCACCCUCAGUCGACGAGCCACCCGUUAAAGCUGCCAGGAAGCCGUCAAGGGUCAACGAACCAGUGAAACCUGAUGUCCUGCCUGUGGACCGCCUACAGUACCUGACCGGGACACCACAGGGGAGGGCUGGUGUACCUGGAGCCCUGCCUGUACCACUGCCUCCCAUCCUGCAGGUGAAGGAGGCUAAGGAGGUGCAGGAGGAGGUGAAGGAGGAGGUCACGAAGACUGUCUAUCUUACUCCAGCAAUGAGGAAGGAAAGUGAGGACAAGACAGGUCAAAUGAGGUCACAGGAGGUCAUGGGGAAGGAUUCUAGUGGUCUAUCCAAGAGUCCUACAGAGAAGAAGGUCAUAGAGAAGGAUCUUAAUGUCCUAUCUGAGUGUCCUACAGAGGUGAGGUCACAGGAGGUCACAGAAAAGGACCCUAGUAUCCUAUCUGAAUAUCCUACAGAAGUGAGGUCACAGGAGGUCACAGAAAAGGACCCUAGUAUCCUAUCUGAAUAUCCUACAGAAGUGAGGUCACAGGAGGUCACAGAUAAGGACCCUAGUAUCCUGUCCAAGAGUCCUACAGAGGUGAAGUUCGCACUGGGCACUGAGGUCAGGUCACAGCAGGUCAAGACAGCCUCCCUCAAGCAGGUCAAGAUUGGAGGGGUCACUGAGAUAAAGGAUAAAGAAAACGAGGGAUUUGCAGAAAACGGACAUUCCAGGGGCACUAAACAGAGUCCCAUUCAUUACGUUCCACAUGUCCCACUUGACCAGGACACGGCUGGGACUCCCGGACCAGAUUACGUGUCCCAUGUCCCAACGGCGCCCUCCACACACACCAAGAGGUCCAUUUCACACGCCCAUAUGUCUGUUGAUGUCCACUAUGUCCCACACGCCCCUGGUGACGUCCUGCGGGAUGUCCCAGGGGAGGAUACACCCGUGGGACAUCAGGAUCCAGGGGGUAGGAAGGAUAAAGUAGAAAAGGAAGGUAAAAUAGGAAAUAUCCCAUGUGUCCCAGUGUCCCAGGAGCCUGUCCCAUGUCCCAGAGCAGAGAAGGAGAUGGAAAUAUUGUCCCAGCAGCCCUCUGUGGACGCUCCCAAGGACACAACAGGAGCGAAGCCAAAAAGGAGUAAGGACACGCAGGUUCAGUAUGUCCCACAUGUCCCAGUGUCCCAGGAAGCUGCCAAGGACUCCAAGGACAGCAAACCACAGCCUAAGGACACUUCUAAGGACGUCCCAAGGAAGGAACAGAAGGGUGGAGGCAAGGACACGCAGGUUCAGUAUGUCCCACAUGUCCCAGUGUCCCAAGAGGCUGCCAAGGACUCCAAGGGCACCAAACCACAGCCUAAGGACACUUCUAAGGACGUCCCAAGGAAGGAACAGAAGGAUGGAGGCAAGGACACGCAGGUUCAGUAUGUCCCACAUGUCCCAGUGUCCCAGGAAGCUGCCAAGGACUCCAAGGACGCCAAACCACAGCCUAAGGACACUUCUAAGGACGUCCCAGGGAAAGAAAAGAAGGAUGGAGGCAAGGACACGCAGGUUCAGUAUGUCCCACAUGUCCCAGUGUCCCAAGAGGCUGCCAAGGACUCCAAGGACAGCAAACCACAGCCUAAGGACACUUCUAAGGACGUCCCAAGGAAGGAACAGAAGGGUGGAGGCAAGGAUACGCAGGUUCAGUAUGUCCCACAUGUCCCAGUGUCCCAAGAGGCUGCCAAGGACUCCAAGGACACCAAACCACAGCCUAAGGACAAUUCUAAGGAUGUCCCAGGGAAAGAAAAGAAGGAUGGAGGCAAGGACACGCAGGUUCAGUAUGUCCCACAUGUCCCAGUGUCCCAAGAAGCUGCCAAGGACUCCAAGGACAGCAAACCAAAGCCUAAGGACACUUCUAAGGACGUCCCAGGGAAAGAAAAGAAGGAUGGAGGCAAGGACACGCAGGUUCAGUAUGUCCCACAUGUCCCAGUGUCCCAAGAGGCUGCCAAGGACUCCAAGGACAGCAAACCACAGCCUAAGGACACUUCUAAGGACGUCCCAGGGAAAGAAAAGAAGGAUGGAGGCAAGGACACGCAGGUUCAGUAUGUCCCACAUGUCCCAGUGUCCCAGGAAGCUCCCAAAGACACUAAGGACAGCAAACCACAGCCUAAGGACACUUCUAAGGACGUCCCAAGGAAAGAAAAGAAGGAAGGAGGCAAGGACACGCAGGUUCAGUAUGUCCCACAUGUCCCAGUGUCCCAGGAAGCUGCCAAGGACAUGAAGGACAGCAAACCACAGCCUAAGGACACUUCUAAGGACGUCCCAAGGAAAGAAAAGAAGGAUGGAGGCAAGGACACGCAGGUUCAGUAUGUCCCACAUGUCCCAGUGUCCCAGGAAGCUGCCAAGGACAUUAAGGACAGCAAACCACAGCCUAAGGACACUUCUAAGGACGUCCCAGGGAAAGAAAAGAAGGAUGGAGGCAAGGACACGCAGGUUCAGUAUGUCCCACAUGUCCCAGUGUCCCAGGAAGCUGCCAAGGACUCCAAGGACGCCAAACCACAGCCUAAAGACACUUCUAAGGACGUCCCAAGGAAAGAUAGGAAGGAUGGAGGCAAGGACACGCAGGUUCAGUAUGUCCCACAUGUCCCAGUGUCCCAAGAGGCUGCCAAGGACUCCAAGGACGCCAAACCACAGCCUAAGGACACUUCUAAGGACGUCCCAGGGAAAGAAAAGAAGGAUGGAGGCAAGGACACGCAGGUUCAGUAUGUCCCACAUGUCCCAGUGUCCCAGGAAGCUCCCAAAGACACUAAGGACAGCAAACCACAGCCUAAGGACACUUCUAAGGACGUCCCAAGGAAGGAACAGAAGGAUGGAGGCAAGGACACGCAGGUUCAGUAUGUCCCACAUGUCCCAGUGUCCCCAAAACCACAGGUGAUCCGUAGGACAUCGAAGGACGUCAAGGUGGAGAGGAAGGACAUGACCAAGGACAAAAGAGAGGCAGAGGACUCGCCUAAGGACGUUCCCGAGGAGGAGAGGGCACAGAAAGUACAGUACGUCCCUCAUGUCCCAAUAUUAACGUGGGAGGAGGCGCAUCCUUCACGACCGAAGGAUGUGUGGGGAGUGAAGGAUGCCAGGGGUGUGUCUAAAGGAUCUCCGGAUGUCCCAAAGAAGGAUUCUAAGGUGUACGUCCCAGCGGUGUCCCCUUACGUCAUGAAGCAUCCUCCACCAGCAACUAAGGACACCACUAAGGACACUCCUAAGGACACCACUAAGGACACCACUAAGGACACCCCUAAGGACACCACUAAGGACACCACUAAGGACACUACUAAGGACACUACUAAGGACACUAUUAAGGACACCCCAGAGGAUAAGGACUCUAGGAUACGUGGCCAAACAGAAACACGUCAGUCUAUUGCAGGAAAGGACACGCAGACGGGGAUUAAGGACAUUUCUAAGGACACUCCCAAGGACACUACCGGAGCGAAGCCAAAGGACACGAAGAUACACUACGUCCCACAUGUCCCAGUGUCCCAGGAUGUCCCAGAAGCUCCCCAGAAGGACAUCAUUGCAGUGGACAUAUUGAAGGAUGCCAGGAAGGAGGGAAGGAAGAAAGAUAUUAGGAUUAAUUAUGUUCCUUGUGUUCCUGUGUCGAAUGAACCGUGUGUCCCGAAGUCUGUGUCCCAGAAGAGGGUUUUGGGACACCACCAAGUGAGAGCAGAGAUUGAGACCCGAGAGGAAAGUAGGGUGAAGAAAACGGACAGCAAACAGAAAACGGAGAUCGGUAAGGUGAAAACGGAUGCCAAAGAAAAGGUAGUUGAAAAGAAAACGCACGCCGAAGAGAAAACGGACACCAGGAUACCAAGGAAAACGGACAGCGAAGAGAAAACGGACAUCAAAGAGAAAACGGACGCUGGAACACCAAAGAAAACGGAGAACAAACAGAAAACGGACACCGAAACUCCAAAGAAAACGGAGACCAAACAGAAAACGGACACCAAAGCAGCAACAGACACUAAACAAACCACAAGCGCUGAACAGAAAACGGAAAUUGGGACACUAGAGAAGGACAUCACCCAAAUUAUAGCUGCAGAAGUUGACACCACUGGCCCUGAGGACACCACCACCACCACCACCUCACCACCGCCCUACCACAAACCUCAGCAGAAAUUUGGGACAUCUGGGGACUCGUAUAAACUACACUAUGUCCCCUGUAAGCUCAAGGACACCACAGCACCACACAGCAGUUUGGCGGACAUUGGUUGUGCCCCUCUUGCCCCGGAAAAUUUAGAGAGACCGAAAGAAAAUGGGAAAAAUAAGGAAAUUGAAGUUAAUAUUCCUAAACUCAUUAUCACAUCACCAUCUGUGCCCAAACUCUGUGAAAUGGGGACAUCUUCACUACCGCAGCCGCCACAGCAGCCACAGCAGCCGCAGGAGUGUUGUAAACAGGAGAUGAGUGGAAGCAAGACUACUACUAUCACUACUACUAUCACCACUACUACUACUACUACUACUACUGCUGCACCACCACCACCACCACCACCACCACUAGAGGAGAAUGAGAAGGAUGAGGUGGAAGACUACUUACGAGAGGUCAGCCUGAUGUCGGACAAGGUCACCGCCCUCUCCACCCAGGCACAGACACCCCCACCCUACCAGAUAGCCCGCCAUCGACUGGAGGUGCUGGAGGCAGAGGUGAGCCAGCUGGAGCCUGACGUAGCCACCAUCAUCUCUCAUGGCGACACCCUGACCCUGACGACACACAUAGUGGACGUACAGCGCGCCCACAACAUCAGGGUGGCUGUGAACGACCUCAGGGCUCAGUGGUCGACCCUUAAGACCCUGACCGAGGGGCAGAAGACAGAGGUGGAUAAAGUCACCUCCGAGAUAGCGACUGUGUCCGUACGAGCAAACGACAUAAUUGGCUGGUGUAACGAUGCUGCCAAACGACUCACUCUGGCUAACAAUGACGAGAGCCAAUUGCAGGCCCUGGAGGUGGAGAUGGCGCAGAAGAAGAAGGAAUUAGAAGCUCUUAAUGAAAGUGGAGCGCUCCUUAGACGUUAUCAGUAUGCACAGAUCCAGCCAGCCUUGACCCUGCUAAACAUGAGGUGGUCAGAGGUCACAAUGCAACUCAGGCACUACUCCAAGGCGACCCUGGAGAAGAAGGGCGUGCUGCAGGAAAGCACCACCACCACCACCACCACCACCACCAGCAGCACAGCAUCAGUGUCAUCAUCAGCCCUUCAGGCCACCAUUGCUCAGCUGCGGGAGGGCGUCGCGGCCAUGGCCAAGCAGCUGGGGGGGCCGGUCCUCACCUCCCCCACCCCCUACCAUGAUCUGAAGGCACAGGAGGAGGAGCUGAAGAGGAUCAGGGAACGUCUGGCCGAACUCAAGCCCCAGGUGGAUGGCGUGGAGGAGGAACGGAGGGCCCUGGGGAGGCUAGGUGGAGGAGGGGUGGAAGACGAGGCCGUGCGGAGAGCUGGGGACAAGCUGAGGGAGGAGUGGGCACAGGUGAACCGCGGCCAGACGGAGCAGCACGCAAGGUGGCUAGACUGCUCCCAGAAGUGGAUGAACCUACACAGGACGGUGGAGGAAUUUUCAGCGUGGAUGGAGGAGGCGGAGGGGCGGAUGAGGGGGACCGCUGCCCAGGUGCUGGUGGAGGCCAAGGUCACACAGAAGGAGAUGGAAAAACAGGUCACUCUUAAGCACAGACCCAGCCAGGCCCUGCAGACACUCAGCAAGGAGGUGGUGGAAGGGAUGCAGGCGGAGGAGGGGCGGAAGCUGCAAGAGAGGGUGGAUGGAUUAAUGAAGAGGUGGAAGGCGUUGUUGGUGGACUUGGCUGCCCGUCGGGAGAGAAUAGCGGAAGAGGAAAGUGGAGGAGGAGGAAGAAAGGAAGAAGUGGAAGAAGAAGUGGAAGAACAAAUAAAAGCAAAAACCAAGACAGAAAUUAAAGAAGGAAUCACCACCACCACCACCACCACCACCUCCACCUACCCAUUGAGUGGACUACUAGGUGGAGCAAUGGAAUACGAGGCACUUGUCAACUGGGUGGAGCAGGUGGAGGCUCUGAUGGCCGCCCCAGUGAAUGUAACAGAUGAGGCUUCCUUGUCCGCGCACUCCACUAUGGUGCAGAAUCACCUGAAGGAGUUGAACAGCAAACAAGCCGCGAUGAGGAAGAUGAAGGAAGGGAGACUAAGAGCAGCAACCACUCCCUCUCUCCCACAGAUCUCCUCCCUCGAUGCCCGGAUCACCAAGCUUUCCCAAACGUUACCUGAAUACAAGAACAAAGUGGAGACCAAGCUUGGGGUCAUCCAGACACUGUGCCAGGAGGUGGAGGAGGUGUACAGGUGGACCGAGGAGAUGAGGGUCAAGCUGGCCCUCCGUAACCUCAGCCCGGAGGAGGUCAGGUCAGCCAGGGUCAUGCUAAGAGAGAAAGAAGCAAUGUUUGAGAAUCUCGACACGACGUUUUGGGUCCUCGCGCAGGAUGUGGAAGCCAAGAGACUCUGUGCUUCUGUGGUGUUGAAGAAUCGUAUCUCUACAAUAGAAGCAAGAUUAAAAGCUAUGCAAAUUCAGCUGAAGGACGCCGCCCCCGCCCCCCCAGCGCCCCCCCAGGCCGAGGAAGGGGGGCAGGGGGCGGGGGAGGGAGCAGCGACCCCCGUUGGCUCCACUGUGACUGAAAAUGUGACUUCAGUUAUUAAAAAUGUCAUUAAAUUCGAAGAGACGGUGCUAAGGGAGGGGCAGGAGGUGCGCCCCCCUCCCCCUGGUGUGCCCCCCACGCCACCCCCCAGACUCAUCCCCCGUGUUGAUUCUUGCCUCGCUCGACAAAAGCAUCCUGCAGAUACGGGAUUGGCUCACGCUUAUGGAACAGAUGUCUCGCCAGCAAACAGUGAGCGUGGGAGAUGCUGGGGAGAUAAGGAACCUCACGGAGAAGCAGAAGAACGUUUUGAGGGAGUUGGAAGGCAAGAAACCGCAACUUGAUGAUCUAGUAUGCUCAGCUGACAGCCUGAAGGAGGACGCCUCAAGGACACAGCUGCAUCAGAAAGUUUCCAAGCUGAGGGAGCACUGGGACGAGACAAACAGUGUGGUGUUGGCGCGGAAGACCCAGCUGGACGCCAUGUUGACAGACACACACAAAUACGACAUUAAAAGGACUGAGUUGGAGGCGUGGCUGAGCAGAAUGGAGGCGAGGCUGGAGA
Messenger RNA from Scylla paramamosain (green mud crab), 13112 nucleotides. RefSeq lists its product as uncharacterized. Gene Ontology annotation, cellular component: cell projection; cell junction; plasma membrane. The record is from RefSeq and is a predicted model, not a curated record. Gene Ontology annotation, molecular function: actin filament binding. Bases 1 to 12894 code for a protein of 4297 amino acids. NCBI's taxonomy places the organism in Eukaryota, Metazoa, Arthropoda, Malacostraca, Decapoda, Portunidae. Gene Ontology annotation, biological process: actin cytoskeleton organization; neuron development. The transcript is spliced from 35 exons.